AUGACGGGGGCUUGGGACUUUGUCGGUUCGUCCCCGGAGUGCGCGACAGCAAACGCGCUGUCCUUCCCCUUGAACUUGGGGCGGGUUGGAAAUGCCUUCGCCCUGUUCCUGGGGGUGGAGCCUGCUGACAUCUUUCUGUACGUGUUCUUGCCGCCCAUCCUCUUCGAUGCCGCUGUGCGGAUAGACUACUAUGUCUUCAAGAAGAUGAUCGUGCAUGUGAUCUCCUUCGCAUUCCUGGUGGUCAUUGCCAGCACGGCCAUGUUUGUGCCCAUCCUGCUGUACGUCCUGGGCCUCAAGGACUUAGGCUGGACCUGGCAGCAUGCAGCUCUGUUCUCGGCCAUGAUCGCAUCUACAGAUGCAGUCGCUGUGUCUGCCAUCCUCAAGAAGGGCGGCGCGCCAGAGAAAUUGAUUGUGCUUAUGGAGGGCGAGUCACUCUUCAAUGACGCCACCUCCAUCGUCCUGUUUGAGAUCUUCUUCCGCAUGGUCAAGCGCAUGCAGAACGGCAAGACUGCCAGCGAUCUGGGGUUCUUUGAGCAGAUGCUCGAAAUCGCAAGCAGCAUCUGCUGGCUGGCUUUCGGGGGAGUGGUGCUGGGCCUUGCCUUUGGCGUGCUUACUCGCUUGGUGCUCAGACUCAUGCACAGGCGUGGCCACAAGGCCCCUGAGCAGCUGGCGCUCAUUGUUGGCAUGGCAUACCUGUCCUUCUAUGUGGCCAACGGUCCAUGUGGGGUGAGCGGUGUCAUAGCAGUGGUGGUGUUUGGCCUGUAUGGCAGCGCGACAGGCAAGUGGCACAUGAGUCCUCGAGUGGUGGAGAGUGGCGCCUUUGAGAUCUUCUGGGACACAGUGGUCUUUGCCUUCAACGGCCUCAUCUUUUUCUUUGCUGGCGCCUCCUCCAUCAAUUUCUUCUGGCGCUCCUCCACGGAACUGUUUGAGGACGAGGGCAAUCUGGCAGUCUUAUUUAAAAUCUUCUGGCGCCUCCCACUGAUUUUCAUUGCCACUAUCAUUGUUCGGGGAGUCACCAUCGCGCUGUUCAACCCCUUAUUCAAGCUCGCAAAGUCAGAGAUGACAAUGUCGGAGAUUUUGUUUGCCACGAUUGGUGGGCUGCGCGGAGCGGUCUCCCUGAUCCUAACCCAGGUCGUCGUCACAGAGCAGAACCCAGAUCCGACGCUAGCUAACCGCGCAGUCACUGCAGAGCUGGCGCUAUGGACAGCGGGCAUAGUGGUGUGUACUCUGGUGGUGAAUGCCCCGCUGAUGCCGCUGAUACUGCGCUGGACCCGGCUGAGCGAUAUCUCCCCCGUCAAAGUGCGCAUGCGCGGCAAGGCCGCCCGGGCGCUGCUGCGCUACACACGCACCGCCAUCGAGGACCUGCAGCAUGACGAGGACGAGAUGCUGCGCGGCGUGGACUGGACGUCAGUGGAGACUUUCGUGGACUUGCAUGGGAAGCUGGACCACUUCGCACAGAUAUCCCCCUCCAACGCUGAGAAGCAGAAGGCGCAGGAUAAAGCGCUGGCAAAGACUGCGCACUGGAUCAACGGCUCAUCCUCAGCGGUCGGCGACGCCCAGGGCCCAAGGCACUCCUCUGGGGACGAGGAGCAGCCGCUGCUGUCCAGGCUGAGCGUUGAUGAAGAGAUGGGCCUGGCAACAAGGGCCACUCUGGCCACAUUGGAGGAGGGAGAGAACGAAGGAGGUGACGGGGAGGACAGUGGAGCUUCCGCCGAGCUGCCUCCGGCGGAGCUGGCGGCCGCCAGGCAGUGCGCAGCCAACCUGCUGCGCGCCAACACGGUCAUCGGGGCCGCGGAGGGCAACAAAGAGAUGAAGGACCGGCACCAGGGCUUUGGGGCCUAUGACGUACCCUUCCUCGGCCCAUCGCGGCAGAACCAGGAGAAGGAAGCUGAACAGGAGGAUGCUGAGCACGUGAUCGACAUGAACGACGAUGAGAGCGAGCCUGAGGUGCUGGAUUUGGAGAACCCGGCGUUUGACAUCCGCUUGGCGGACGAGCUGCCCGCGCAGCCGCCCAAGAUGGACCUCGUGGACCGGCUGGAGUUUGAGGAGGACGCAGCAGCCUCCAACGUUCCCUCCUCCCGGCUUUCCCAGGCCUCCCAGGCGUCACAGGGCACUGCGGACGCAACGCUGCAGCGAGAGCUGCUGGAGCAACAGCCGUCUCCCUUCCAGCGGUUUGCUUCCCAGAGCUCAAUUGACUCCAUGGCCACCAUCCCUUCCACCACUGCACAGCAGCCAGUGCAGGCUCUUCCUGCGCCAUCACCCUUCCAGGACGUGCUGCUUUCCACCCUUUCUGGGAGGGAGAGCCUGCAGCGUAAGCACCGCAGCACCGUCAUCCCACAGCCCAUCAUUGUCCCGAAGAUGGUCAGGCCUGGGGAUGCGCGUGAGGGGGAAGGGGAGAGGCCGAGCAUGCGGUGGGUGUCGAUGGUGGGCAGCGGGCAUGCGGAGGGUCAGCAGCCGCAGCAGCCAAAGGGGCGCACAAUCGUGCGCCAGGACCCAAACGUGGCAGUCGGCGUCUCAUUCUCCUUCACCGACACCUCUGCACCCACCCCCGGCGGCAACCGUAGGACGCUGACGAGCAGGAAGAAGCGGGCAGAGACCAAGGCGCUGCACAGGGUGCUGAGCUCGCCGCUCAUGCACAACCCUCCCGAUGUCAACAAUCCCGAAGACAAUGAAGACAUCGAGGAUGACCUGGACGAGGAUGACCCAGAGGUGCUGGCGGAGGCGCGGGUGCGGCUGGUGGCGGGACUGAAGCGCUACUUCCACGAGAAGCGCGGCCAGGGGCUGCUCAGCGGCCGGGGCAUCGUGGAACUGGACCACGCAUGCGACGCCGCCAUGGACCGCUCCUCGCAGCCCCUCUCCAUCUGGAAGGUCGUCGAGAGGGAUGUGUGCGGACGGGGGACAGUGAGGUGGCUGUCGCGCAGCCUCUUUUCGCUGCGCCGCCUGACCAUCAUGGCGGGAAAUUGGGGGCCGCGCUUCCUCGUGAGGCCCUGCCUCAUUGCCCCUGCCACCUGGCUCGCGGAGCUGCUGGGUCGCCAGCUCAGCGGCGUGAUGCUGCUGUCGAUUGAGGUGGCUGUGGAGUACUGGCUGGCGCUCACGUGGAGCCCCCAGGCACAGUGGCUGAACGAGCUCGCCAAGAGCGGCGUCAUUCAGGACGAGGUAAAGUCGGAGAGCAAGAAGGUGUGGAGGUUCAUCAUCGAGCGGGAGAUUGAGGCCCCUGCCAGGUUCCAGGCGAUCCAGACCCACCGGGCAGCCAUGGCCAUCCUGCGCCAACAGGGGUUGUUUGUGGAGCAGCUGUACCACAGCGGCAUGGUGGACGAGGUUGAGAAGGAGCUGCUAUCUGAGCCCAUCCAGAAGAACGAGCGCCGCCUCAUGCGCAAGCACUCCCUCGGCCUCUCCCAUCGCAUUGACGAGGUGCUGAACAACCUGCCCUUCCUCAAGGGUCUGCCCAAGCCGGUCUUCGACGCGCUGCUGGCGAGCGGCACGCUCAUCAAGUGCACCAGCGGCGAGACCAUCUGGACGCCCCCGCGGCCGGCGGCGGCCACCGCGCGCGGUGGGAGCAGGGCGGAGGGCGGCGAUCCCUGCCCCGGGUCCGGCAUUUAUAUUGUCAUUGCGGGCCUUGUGCGCAGUAGCUACGUCACUGCCAGCGGCCACACCCAGGAGUACUUCAUGGGCAGGGGUGGCGUAUUUGGGCUGCUGAGCUCGCUGGCGGGCGAGUCUCUGCCGGGCAGCGGGCCCUGCGUGGCCGUCGGCAAUGCGCUCAUGCAGGGCCCCGUGCUGUUCCAUUUCCCCCAGAGCCUCGUCACCGCUGUCCAGCAGCGGGCAGCUGCAGGAGACUCCCACCUGCGCCAGCUUGAGCUCGACCUGUACCGCGUGGCGGCGCUGUAUCUGGUGGAGCGGCUGAAGAGCGAGGUGAUGGCGGCGGCCGCAACGCACUUCCAGGCGCUGGCCGUCGGCCAGGCGCGCAGCCGCACCAUCAAGCGCCUCGCGCGCAACCCGCCCGGCCACCGGCAGCCCAUGCACGUGCACGAUGUGUGGGCCAAGGUGGGCCACACAGCGAAGGCGCAUGAUGUGAUGAGCGCUGAGCUGGAGGCUGCGCUGGAAGCCCCGCUGGCGAUGCACCUGGGCGGCGAAACAGAAAAGGGGAGGGACUCCAAAGAGCACUCCGAUGACAAGCUGCGCGAAACGUGCAACAUUCACGAUGACAUGUCGGGUCUGCACCAGAACGGCCCGGGGCGCAACGGCCCAACCGACUUGGAGGUGGUGAGCAGCCUGGAGGCCCGCAAGGUCUGGAAGCACAUCCGCAAGCACGCCGCUCAAGCACUGGCGGAGCUGAAGCAGGGGAUGCGCGAUGCGGAGUUGGUCCAGCUGGCGCCCGGGGAGAUGCACAUCCAGCAGUCCAGCUGGGUGCUGCUCAAGGGCACUCUGCGCAUCACCGGCCACGCUGCAUUUGUUCCUGCAGGCAUGCCAGUGAGGAGGGAAGCUCGCAGCGGCGAGGCAGCCGCCUCCACCUCAGCAGAGGACAUUGAGCGAAGCCAGCAGGGUGACCUGGAGGUUGCAGUGCAGUACAGCGGCCCGGCAGUGCUGCCGUGGCUGUGGCAGCCUGUGGAGGUGGAUGGCGAUGUUGUGCUGUCUCGUCUGUAUGUGUUUGAGGGGUGUGGGGCGGUGUGCGCAGGUGCGGUGCUGCUGGUGUGCCGCACUGAGGAGAAGGACAGCAGCGAUAGUGAGACCCGCAGCGAGGGCUCCUCGGUGGAGCCCACCCCUGAUUCACCCACGCAGUCCGAGCAGCCCCAGCCGCCGGCGAGGCGUGCACAGGAGAGGGCCCGGGCAGCCGUGGCUGCGCGCAUGCGAUCGCUGCCGGGGGACGGCACGGGCGAGGCCACAGAGCACUUCGGCCCCAUCCAGUCCAGCACAAACGCCAGCAAGCGCCUGAGAGUCAUCUCCGUGCGCCACAUUCCCACCUGA
Messenger RNA from Coccomyxa subellipsoidea C-169, 4962 nucleotides. RefSeq lists its product as hypothetical. The record is from RefSeq and is a predicted model, not a curated record. Gene Ontology annotation, biological process: proton transmembrane transport. Gene Ontology annotation, cellular component: membrane. Gene Ontology annotation, molecular function: sodium:proton antiporter activity. NCBI's taxonomy places the organism in Eukaryota, Viridiplantae, Chlorophyta, Trebouxiophyceae, Coccomyxaceae. The coding region runs from base 1 to 4962 and encodes 1653 amino acids. The transcript has 33 exons.